Spathaspora passalidarum NRRL Y-27907 is the source of this 1294-nucleotide messenger RNA. RefSeq names its product triglyceride lipase. The annotation marks the transcript as partial. NCBI's taxonomy places the organism in Eukaryota, Fungi, Ascomycota, Pichiomycetes, Serinales, Debaryomycetaceae. The transcript has a single exon. The record is from RefSeq and is a predicted model, not a curated record.
GCAGCCAUUUCGGUGUUUUUCCAAUUACAUCAUUAUACCCUAACCAAUAUGUCGUACACUACCGAAAAGAAGAUUUCGUCAGCACAUCAAUUUCGUGCACCUGGAAGCACAGUUUUGCCUGAAGAUGCCAAAGACUUAAAACUUGUUUAUUUCAAGUACAAGACAAAAAUACCUGUGGCUGGCAAAUUAAAGUUCAAUUUAAUAUUUUGCCAUGGUACGGGGUUCAAUAAAUCUGUGUGGACUUACUAUGUAAACAAAUUAUAUUCGCUCUGUCAAACGGGUUCGACCAGCUGGGCCAUUGACUCAGUAAUUUCAAUUGAUCAAAUUGGCCAUGGGGAUUCGAGUCUUGAAAACGAAGGGAAGUUGGGUCCUAUUGUAAGAUGGGAUGAAGGUGGUAAAGAUGUGAUUGAAGUUAUCAAACAUGAAAUUGCCACUACUGGCGAUUUCACUAAUGAUGUCAAUUCGCGUAAUGUUGUCAUUGGCCAUUCCAUGGGUGGAUUCAAUGCACUUUAUGCCAGCUUCUACGAACCAACAUUAAUAGAUGCAUGUGUUCCUAUUGAACCCGUUAUCUAUGGAGAAGCUGGUGGGUUGGACAAGUUCAAGAAAAUCUUUGGGAAAAUCGCAAAGAUUAUGAUUGACAAAUUUGAAGAUAUGCAAGAAGUUGAAUUCUUUUUUAAAGAAUUCUCAUUCUAUAAGAAUUUCCAUCCUCAGGUAUUGCAGGAUUUCAUGGAAGAUGAAAUUGUAGCUGAAGUUGAUCCAGUCACUAAGGAAAAAAAGUAUAGACUCAAAUGUAAAAUCAACAAUCAAAUGUCGGCCUAUCUCGGGGCAUUCAUGUCCAUUGCUAUAGGGAUGCACAUUUUAAGUUUAAUCCGAGUUCCAAUUUUCCAUGUAAUUGGUAAAAAGGCCGUGUGGAAUCCUCCUAAUAGUAUUCCAUGGAUUAGAUCAACUAUUAAUCCUGAAUUCUUGGGUGAAUCCUUUGAUAUUCCACAAGGAGAACAUUUAGUCAACGGAGAGCGACCAGAUGAAGUUAUUUCUAUUAUAGCAAAAGUGCUCGAGACAAGAGCGGAGAAAUUCCCAGCUGAAGCCAAGAGGAUUCCUGCUAGUUCUGGAUCAACCAGGGAUCAAAUUGCCGAAGAUCAAUUUCAAAAAUUACUUGAUAUGAAGUUUGAAGAGGUCUAUGGGUAUUUCAUUGAGCAAAGAGAUCCCCGUGAAGGUGCAGCUCUGAAGUUGUAGACAUUUGGGUUAGUUGUAUAGCUUUAAGUAGCACACGAAGGAACCUACAAUAUUCCUGCAU